Molecule: messenger RNA, 7227 nt
Organism: Brenthis ino (lesser marbled fritillary)
Lineage: Eukaryota; Metazoa; Arthropoda; Insecta; Lepidoptera; Nymphalidae
Source: the annotation of a GenBank genome assembly
AUGUCGAAUCAAGUGACCGCUUUUGUAGCGGGGUUGAAGUCCCGACAUGUGGAUAUACAAACGAAAACGGCACGAGAAUUGUACCACUAUGCCAAAACAGAGCUUCGAGAAGUUCCUCAAGAAGAACUUACACAAUUUCUCGAUGAAUUUAACCACCAAAUCUUUGAGAUGGUAUCCAGUAAUGAUGUCCAUGAAAAGAAAGGAGGUGUUCUGGCCAUUGUAUGUCUUAUUGGUGGUGAUUGUGACACAACCAAAACAAGAAUCACGAGAUUCGCUAAUUAUUUGAGAAAUUUAUUACCAUCUUCUGAUGUCGGUGUUAUGGAGUUAGCUGCUAAAACAGUAGGUCGACUAGCUACUGUUUCUGGAGUUAAAAGAGCUGAAUAUGUGGAGUUUGAAGUAAAACGAGCAUUCGAGUGGUUAUCCGAAGAGAGAAAUGAAGGCAGGAGACAUUCAGCAGUUUUACUUUUGAAAGAAAUGGCCAUAGCCAUGCCAACCUAUUUUUAUCAACAAGUAUCAGGUUUCUUUGACCACAUUCUAAUAGCUUUGAAAGAUCCAAAGCAACAAAUAAGAGAAGCCGCAGCAAAAGCUCUCAGAGCAGGUUUAGUUGUUACAGCUCAAAGAGAAUCAGCAAAACAAUCAACUGCUAAACCUCAAUGGUACAUGCAGUGCUAUGAGGAAGCUAUGUCAUCCUUUGAAGAUAUACCAAUUCGGGAAAAGGGGAUAACAAAAGAGGACAGGGUUCAUGGAGGUCUUCUAAUAUUAAAUGAAUUGUUCAGAUGUGCUAAUGCAGCUUGGGAGAAAAAAUAUACAUAUCUUAUGCACAGUUUGGACACACAAAAGGAUAUUACUGUUUCAGAUGAUAUUAUUUUUAUAAGUUCCAAACUUCAUAGUCCAUCUGUUAAAAGAGGCUAUUUGUGUGAUGGUUUUAAAACAGAAAAUGUUCAGUACCCUGUUCCAAUCUAUGAAUCCGAAGUAUGUAAACAAUUGCUGACUGAGAAAAUAGAGAGGACAUGUCAAGAUGUGAUGUCACAGCGUCUACUGAAAACACAAGGUGUUCCACAAGUUCUCUUGAUUAUAAUCCCAAGGCUAGCAGCAUUUAAUAAAGAAUUAUUUUUAAAAAAAUAUCUUAACUCAACUAUGCAUUAUCUUCUAACAUCAAUCAAAAGUAGAGAGAAAGAUAGGAAUAUGGCAUUCACAACCUUAGGUUUGAUGGCAGCUGCAAUUGAGGGUGACAUAAAGGCCUUUAUUCCAAGGAUUAUGGAUGUAAUCAAACAGGCUCUACCAGUUAGAGACACUAUAAGUAAGAAGAGAAUGUGGAUUGACCCAUCUAUAUUUGCAUGCAUCACUUUGCUCAGUAGUGCAGUCAAGGACCUAGUUGUUAGUGAUAUUAAAGAAUUGCUAGAUGCAAUGUUUGCCACUGGUCUCAGUCCAUCUUUGACUAUAUGCUUGAAAGAAUUGAGUCAGAACUUACCCACUCUAAAGGCAGAAAUAUCUGAAGGACUUUUAAAUAUGCUCUCACAAGUAUUACGAAAUAAACCCUUUUUACAUCCUGGAGCUCCGAGGAGCUUGGAGCAGCAAAGUAAUAUCAGUCUUGUUAUAGAGCCUCAAGACACUGCAAGUGUAGUAUUGGCGUUAAGAAUUCUUGGAACUUUUCAGUUUGAAGGUCAGCAUAGCUUGCUAACAUUUGUACGUCGAUGCGCUGAACAUUUCCUGCAAAGUGACCACCAAGAGGUCAGAGUAGAGGCUGUUAAAACAUCAGCGAAGUUAUUAGCUGAUGCUACUGUAAGAACUAUGAAAACACCCUCUAGAACUCUCACCAUGCUGACUGCUGAAGUUGUAGGCAAAAUGCUUGUAGUAUCUGUGACAGAUCCAGAUUAUGAAGUGCGAUAUUGGGUGCUAGAAUCUCUUACUGAAAUAUUUGACACACAUUUGGCACAAAUAGAAAAUUUAAGUUUCCUUUUUAUUGCUAUGAAUGAUGAACACUUGGAAAUUCGGGAAUUGGCAAUUUGUACUAUUGGUCGACUCAGCAUCGUCAAUCCCGCGUAUGUCAUGCCCGGCCUUCGAAAAAUCCUAAUACAGUUUUUGACAGAACUAGAACACUCAGGCAUGAGUCGAAACAAAGAACAGGCUGCCAGAAUGCUGGAUAACCUAAUUUUACAUGCGCCUAAACUUAUUAAACCAUAUAUGGAAACAAUUUUGAAUGUUCUUGUACCGAAGUUGAAAGAACCUGAUUUAAAUCCUGGAGUGAUUAUAAGUGUUCUGAAAGCUGUAGGUGAUUUAGCCGAUGUCCAUGGAGAUAAUACAGGUCUUAAAAAAUGUUUACCUGAACUUCUAACAACUUUGCUUGACUUACUAUCUGAUGCAAGUGCCGCAGAUAAACGAAGCGUCGCUUUAUGGGCGUUUGGUCAACUUAUAAGUGCGACCGGACAUGUCGUUACACCCUACACAGAAUAUCCUCAUCUAAUGGAUGUAUUACUUAAUUUCCUGAAGACAGAACAACAACCAAAGGAUAGGCGCGAAACGAUCAGAGUUUUGGGACUCUUAGGUGCUUUAGAUCCAUAUAAACAUAAAAUAACUAGAGGUUUAAUUGAUGGACAACCAGAUUCCAGCCUUGUGCCAGUUGCUGACAGCAAAGCUGAAGAAAACAAUUUCGAUAUGACUACAAGCGAAAUGUUAGUAAAUAUGUCUUCGCCAGUACUUGAUGAGUAUUAUCCCGCUAUUGUUAUAUCAACUUUGAUGCGAAUUCUCCGCGAUCAAACCCUUCAACAACACCACACAAGUGUGGUGCAAGCUGUAACGUUUAUAUUCCAAUCUCUAGGAAUAAAAUGUGUUCCAUAUAUAUCGCGUGUUACACCUAGUCUUCUGUACGUAGCUCGCGCCACUGAUAAUAAUAAUUUCAGAGAAUUUCUAUUCACUCAACUGGCAAAACUGGUAGCUAUUGUGAAACAGCAUAUACGAAAUUACUUAGAUAAAAUAUUCGACCUUAUUAAAGAGUUUUGGACACCAAACAGUCCGUUGCAGCCAACGCUUAUAUUAUUGGUUGAACACAUUGCCGUAGCGCUCGGUUCGGAAUUUAAAGUGUACUUGCCACAAUUGAUGCCACAAAUAUUGCGUGUUCUCGCACACGAUACUAGUAAAGACAGAUUUGUAACUGAGAAACUACUCUACGCUCUGCAAAAGUUUGAGGACAACCUCGAUGAUUAUAUGCAUUUAGUCAUUCCAUCUAUUGUUAAAUUAUUUGACGCGUCAGACUGUCCGAUCCAAGUGGCCAAAGUGGCUAUGGAAACUGUGGAUUAUUUAUCGGACUCGUUGAAUUAUAGUGAGCUUGUUUCAAGAAUAAUACACCCACUUGUAAGGAGCUUAGACACUUACGCCUUGCGUACUACUGCGAUGGACACUUUGUGCGCUUUGAUCAUUCAACUCGGUAGAAAGUACAAUGAUUUUAUUCCGCUUGUUCAGAAAGUUAUAUUGAAGCACAGAAUUCAACAUCAAAAUUACGAAUUGUUGCUCUCGAAACUGCAAUCGAGCUCGGCGUUAGCUGUCGAUGAUUUUUUGCAAAGUACUAGAAGAAAACCGAGAAAUAAUAAUCAGGAGGCACGCAUUGUGGCUUGCGACACAUCACAGUCGAUCCGCAAACUUUACGUGAACGCCCAUAGUUUGAAGGUAGCGUGGACCGUUAGCAGUCGAGUUUCCAAGGACGAUUGGCUGGAAUGGUUGCGACGAUUCAGCAUCGGAUUACUUACUGAAUCUCACAGCCCAGCUUUAAGGGCUUGUCUGGCAUUGGCGCAUAAUUAUUCUCAAUUAUUACGUGAUCUAUUUAACGCGGCAUUCGUUUCGUGUUGGACGGAGUUAGACAACACUUCGCGGACUGAAUUAUCCAACGCUUUGGAGCAGGCCUUAACUGCCCCUGACGCUCCAGAGCUAGCUCACACAGUGCUAAAUCUUGCAGAAUUCAUGGAGCACUGUGAAGGAGGUGCUUUACCAAUUUCUACUCAAUUACUAGGAGAAAGGGCUAUGCAUUGCCGAGCGUACGCUAAAGCGCUGCACUAUAAGGAAGAAGAAUUUCGCAACGGAGCUACUUCUCAAGUCGUUGAGGCUUUGAUACAUAUAAAUAACAAGUUACAACAAAAAGAAGCCGCAGAAGGCUUACUUGAGCGCGUAAUGACUCAACGUGAAGCUGGUGAUACGAGUCUCAAAGUCCAAAUAAGAUGGUAUGAAAAAUUACACAACUGGGAAAAAGCAUUGAAUCUGUAUGGAGAAAAACAAGCAGGAGAUGCCGAUAACGGUGAAACGUACCUCGGCGAAAUGCGCUGUUACGAAGCUCUAGGAGAAUGGUACAAAUUGUACAACACUGUUUCGAAACGAUGGCCGAAAAUGAGUGACGAUGAAAAGUUCAAAGCCGCCAGAUUGGCCGCCGCUGCGGCUUGGGGACUCAACGAAUGGGAUUCAAUGACUAAAUAUGUAAACUUUUUACCAGAAAAUACUCAAGAUGGAGCGUUUUAUAGAGCUGUCCUAAAUAUUCAUAAAGAAGACUAUAACAUGUCAAAAUUAUACAUUGAUCAUGCCCGAUCCAUAUUAGACUCUGAACUAACCGCAGUGGCUGGUGAAAGUUAUCAAAGGGCGUAUGGGGCCUUGGUAAAUGCUCAGUUACUCGCUGAGCUAGAAGAAGUGAUCACCUAUAAAUUAGUUCCCGAAAGACGUGAAUCAAUAAGACAGGCUUGGUGGACGAGACUACAAGGCGGUCAGAGAUUGGUUGAAGAUUGGCGAAAAAUUCUUCAAGUUCACAGUUUGGUGUUGACUCCUCAAGAAGAUAUGGCGACUUGGCUAAAGUUUGCGUCGUUAUGUAGGAAAAGUGGUGCGCCUCGACAAGCUCACAGGACACUAGUGAAGCUCCUCGGAAUAGAUCCAAGCAAGAACCGUGAUAUGCCACUUCCUUCUCAUGAACCAAGACUUACUUUGGCGUACGCAAAACACCUUUGGGUCGCCGGGGACAAACAGUUAGCGUAUGACCAGUUGCAGCGCUAUGUGGAAAAUGUUGAUACUGGCGAUGCAGAACAUUGUCGUCUUCUAGCUCGCUGCCAUCUUAAGUUAGGAUCUUGGUGCGAGUCUUUACUGGGAAUAAACAAACACUCAAUUCCUGAAAUAUUACGUAAUUAUUCAGCCGCAACUACUCUAUCGUCCGAUUGGUAUAAAGCAUGGCACGCAUGGGCUUACAUGAAUUUCGAAACUGUUUUGUUCUAUAAGCAUCAAGAAGCUGACAUAUCAAACCCUGAGGAGGUUAAAUCAGCUGCCGAGUACAUUCAAACGUAUACCGUACCUGCCGUCGAGGGUUUCUUCAAGUCGAUAAAUCUGUCUCAUGGCAGUUCACUGCAAGAUACGUUGAGAUUGCUCACCCUAUGGUUUGACUAUGGGCAUCACCCGGCUGUUCAUGAAGCGCUCUUAGAGGGAAUAAGGACGAUCGACAUUAACGUUUGGCUUCAAGUUAUACCGCAACUUAUAGCGAGGAUCGACACACCAAGGGCUUUGGUUGGGAAACUGAUACAUUCUCUACUCAUUGAUAUUGGAAAGUCUCAUCCACAAGCGCUCGUUUAUCCUUUGACCGUUGCAUCUAAGUCAUCGUUCGUCGACCGCAAGAACGCGGCCAAUCAAAUUUUAAAAUCCAUGUGCACUCAUUCGAGUAACUUAGUUAAUCAGGCUGCAAUGAUAUCUGAGGAGUUGAUCAGAGUCGCCAUUUUGUGGCACGAACAGUGGCAUGAGGCUUUGGAAGAAGCUUCUAGGCUGUACUUCAGUGAGCAUGACGUGAAAGCUAUGUUUAAAACCUUAGAACCUCUGCACGCUAUGUUGGAGAGAGGACCAAAAACUUUGAAAGAAACCUCAUUCACUCAAGCAUAUGGAAGAGACCUUAACGAGGCGCAAGAAUGGUGCAAUCGAUUUAAGGAGUCGGGUCAGGUUCGGGAUCUGAACCAGGCGUGGGACCUGUACUACCACGUGUUCCGGCGCAUCAGCCGCCAGCUGCCGCAGCUCACGUCGCUGGAGCUGCAGUACGUGAGCCCCAACCUGCUCAGCUGCCGCGACCUGGAGCUGGCCGUGCCCGGCUCCUACAUCCCGCACCAGGAUCUGAUACGUAUCGCGCAUAUACAGAGCAGCUUGCAGGUGAUAAUAUCAAAGCAGCGCCCUCGUAGACUUUGCAUUCGGGGCUCCAACGGCAAAGACUACAUGUUCCUACUGAAGGGGCACGAGGACCUGCGCCAGGACGAGCGCGUCAUGCAGCUGUUCGGACUCGUCAACACUUUGCUUCAAGCUGACCCUGACACUUUCAGACGAGAUCUGGUAAUCCAGAGAUAUGCUGUGAUACCACUCUCAACUAACUCGGGGUUAAUCGGUUGGGUCCCCCAUUGUGACACACUGCACUCCCUAAUAAAAGAUUACAGAGAGAAGAGGAAGAUUCUUCUAAACAUUGAACACAGGAUAAUGCAGAGAAUGGCUUCAGAUUUAGAGAAGUUGAUGCUCAUGCAAAAGGUGGAAGUGUUCGAGCACGCUUUAGAGCAUACAGCUGGAGAUGACCUAGCAAAACUAUUGUGGCUUAAAAGCCCUUCGUCAGAGGUUUGGUUCGAGCGCCGCACCAACUACACGCGCUCGCUGGCCGUCAUGAGCAUGGUGGGCUACAUCCUCGGCCUCGGCGACCGGCACCCCUCCAACAUCAUGCUGGAUAGAGUAACCGGGAAAUUCUUGCAUAUUGACUUUGGUGAUUGCUUCGAAGUUGCCGUCACGAGGGAUAAGUUUCCAGAGAAAAUACCCUUCAGAUUGACGAGGAUGUUGAUUAAUGCUAUGGAGGUAACCGGAAUCGAAGGCACAUACCGUCGCACAUGCGAGUCCGUGAUGGAAGUCCUGCACCGCCACCGCGACAGCGUGAUGGCCGUGCUGGAGGCCUUCGUGUACGACCCGCUGCUCAACUGGCGCCUCAUCGACGCGGGGCGCCGCGCGGGCGCUCCCGACGACGACGGCGACGCGUCGCCGCAGCGCCCCGACGACGCGCCCGCAGAGACCAACCUCAACAAGCGCGCUCUCGCCAUCGUCAACCGCGUCCGCGACAAGCUCACCGGCCGCGACUUCACGCACAUCGAGGAGGCCAGCGUGUCCGUGCAGCGUCAGGUCGACCUCCUCAUACAGCAGGCCACCAGCAAUGAGAACCUUUGCCAGUGCUACGUCGGCUGGUGUCCCUUCUGG